ACACCUCCCGGAGCCGCCGCCGCGCUCGCCGUCUCUGCCAGCAGCCGCCGCGCCAUCCAUGGGGGUCUUGGGCCGCGGCUGCCCCGGGACGGUCCGGGCGCUGCUGCCGCUGCUGCUGCCGCCGCUGCUGCUGACCGCGGCCGUCCCGCCCGGCCCGGGCCGCGCCCCGGGGCCGCCAGAGGAUGUGGACGAGUGCGCCCAAGGGCUAGAUGACUGCCACACCAAUGCCCUGUGUCAGAAUACACUCACCUCCUACAAGUGCUCCUGCAAGCCUGGCUACCAAGGGGAGGGCAGGCAGUGUGAGGACAUUGAUGAGUGUGAAAAUGAACUCAACGGAGGCUGUGUCCAUGACUGUUUGAAUAUUCCAGGCAAUUAUCGCUGCACAUGUUUUGAUGGCUUCAAGUUGGCUCAUGAUGGUCAUAAUUGUCUUGAUGUGGACGAGUGCCUGGAGAACAAUGGUGGCUGCCAGCACACCUGUGUCAACGUCAUGGGGAGCUAUGAGUGCCACUGCAAGGAGGGAUUUUUCCUGAGUGACAAUCAGCACACGUGCAUUCACCGCUUGGAAGAGGGUCUGAGCUGCAUGAAUCAGAAUCACGGCUGUAGUCACAUCUGCAAGGAGGCCCCGAGGGGGAGCGUCGCCUGCGAGUGCCGGCCGGGCUUUGAGCUGGCCAAGAACCAGAGAGACUGCGUCUUGACCUGUAACCAUGGAAACGGUGGGUGCCAGCACUCCUGCGAGGACACUGCCGAAGGCCCAGCGUGUAGCUGCCAUCCCCAGUACAAGAUGCACGCAGACGGGAGAAGCUGCCAUGAGCGAGAGGACACUGCCCGGGAGGUGACAGAGAGCAAUGCCACGUCGGUGGUGGACGGUGAUAAGCGGGUGAAGCGGCGGCUGCUCAUGGAAACGUGUGCUGUCAACAAUGGAGGCUGCGAUCGUACCUGUAAGGAUACUUCGACAGGUGUUCAUUGCAGUUGUCCUGUUGGAUUCACUCUCCAGUUGGAUGGGAAGACCUGUAAAGACAUUGAUGAGUGCCAGACCCGCAAUGGAGGUUGUGAUCAUUUCUGCAAAAACACCGUGGGCAGUUUUGACUGCAGCUGCAAAAAGGGAUUUAAAUUAUUAACAGAUGAGAAGUCUUGCCAAGAUGUGGAUGAAUGCUCUUUGGAUAGGACCUGUGACCACAACUGCAUCAACUACCCCGGCACAUUCACAUGUGCUUGCAACAAAGGGUACACCCUCUAUGGCUUCACCCACUGCGGAGACACCAACGAGUGCAGUGUCAACAAUGGGGGCUGUCGGCAGGUCUGUGUGAACACAGUGGGCAGCUACGAAUGCCGGUGCCACUCUGCAUACAAGCUCCACUGGAAUCAGAAAGACUGUGUGGAAGUGAAGGGGGUCCCGCCCACUAGUGUGUCACCCCAUGUGUCCCUGCAUUGCGGUAAGAGUGGUGGAGGAGACAGGUGCUUCCUCAGAUGUCACUCGGGCAUUCACCUCUCUUCAGGACUGCAAGAGGCCUACUCUGUCACCUGCGGCUCUUCCUCUUCUCUCAAGAGCAAACAGCAAAAAUCCAAUGACUCUACUUUCGGGGAUGUCACCACCGUCAGGACAAGUGUAACCUUUAAACUAAAUGAAGGCAAGUGUAGUUUGAAAAAGGCUGAGCUGUUUUCCGAGGGUCUGCGACCAGCACUACCAGAGAAGCCCAGCUCAGUAAAAGAGAGCUUCCGCUACGCGAACCUUACAUGCAGCUCCAGCAAGCAAGUCCCGGGAGCCCCUGGCCGCCCCAGCGCCACUAAGGAAAUGUUUAUCACUGUUGAGUUUGAACUUGAAACUAACCAAAAGGAGGUGACAGCGUCUUGUGACCUGAGCUGCGUCGUCAAGCGAACAGAGAAGCGGCUCCGGAAAGCCAUCCGUGCGCUCCGGAAGGCUGCCAACAGGGAACAGUUUUACCUCCAGCUCUCAGGCAUGGACCUGGAAGCGACAAAGACGUCUCCCAGAACAUCUGAACACCGAGGGCGGUCCUGUGGAGUGGGCCAGGGCCACGCAGGAAACCGAUGCGGUCUGUGCCAACCUGGGGAAUAUUCUGCAGAUGGUUUUGCACCCUGCCAGCUCUGUGCCCUGGGCACAUUCCAGCCUGAGGCUGGCCGAACUUCCUGCUUCCCCUGUGGGGGAGGCCUCCCCACCAAACACCUGGGAGCCACUUCCUUCCAGGACUGCGAAACCAGAGUUCAGUGUUCACCCGGACAUUUCUACAACACCACCACUCACCGAUGUAUUCGCUGCCCAGCAGGAACAUAUCAACCUGAAUUUGGAAAAAAUAAUUGUGUUUCUUGCCCAGGAAAUACUACCACUGACUUUGAUGGCUCCACGAACAUAACCCAGUGUAAAGACAGAAGAUGUGGAGGGGAGCUGGGAGAUUUCACCGGAUACAUUGAAUCCCCAAACUACCCAGGCAAUUACCCAGCCAACACCGAGUGUACAUGGACCAUCAACCCACCACCUAAGCGCCGAAUCUUGAUUGUGGUUCCUGAGAUCUUCCUGCCCAUAGAAGACGACUGUGGAGACUACCUGGUGAUGCGGAAAACCUCUUCAUCCAAUUCUGUGACAACAUAUGAAACCUGCCAGACCUACGAACGGCCCAUCGCCUUCACCUCCAGAUCAAAGAAGCUGUGGAUUCAGUUCAAGUCCAAUGAAGGGAACAGUGCCAGAGGUUUCCAGGUCCCUUACGUGACAUACGAUGAGGACUACCAGGAACUCAUUGAAGACAUAGUUCGAGAUGGCAGGCUCUAUGCUUCUGAGAACCAUCAGGAAAUACUGAAGGAUAAGAAACUGAUCAAGGCUCUGUUUGACGUCCUGGCCCACCCCCAGAACUAUUUCAAGUACACAGCCCAGGAAUCCCGGGAGAUGUUUCCAAGAUCCUUCAUCCGAUUGCUCCGUUCCAAAGUGUCCAGGUUCCUGAGGCCUUACAAAUGAGCCCGCCCAUGAGCCCCUCGGUGCCACGUUCUGCCUGUGGGCUCUGGGACGCAGCCGUUUGCCUCUGCAGCCAACACAGUUGGCUGUCGCUGCCUCCCAUAGCAGUGACUCAUUAGAAUUCAAUUUUUAUAGAUAAUACAGAUAUUUUGGUAA
Odobenus rosmarus divergens (Pacific walrus) is the source of this 3118-nucleotide messenger RNA. RefSeq names its product signal peptide, CUB domain, EGF-like 2 (gene SCUBE2). Gene Ontology annotation, cellular component: cell surface. NCBI's taxonomy places the organism in Eukaryota, Metazoa, Chordata, Mammalia, Carnivora, Odobenidae. The coding region runs from base 59 to 2965 and encodes 968 amino acids. Gene Ontology annotation, molecular function: calcium ion binding. The record is from RefSeq and is a predicted model, not a curated record. The transcript is spliced from 22 exons. Gene Ontology annotation, biological process: signal transduction.